CCCCCGUACGCCCACCUGCACCACCACGCCACUGUUGGCGCCGCUGGCAACAAGAAGAAGACAUGGAACUUCAUCCACGAGAAGAUGAGCUACGACACCUUCUUCACCAUGAAGCGGCUGAUUGAGCGCUCGCGGCGGGGCGACGAGGUGCUGCGCUGGGUGACGCAGAACCCGGGCAAGAUCUCACACAACCACUACCCCAUCGCCCUGCAGAAGAUCGGCCAGCUACUACAGGCCGGGGCUGGAGGAGGGGGCGGAGGUAACUCAGAGGCAGCCCUGGUUCCCGGAACCGGUGGAGGAGCUGAGGACGAACGCAGACAGAUCCUGGAGCACCAGGACUUCCAGAUGCUGUGCAACGCCAUUGUGAGAGACUGUGUCAAGUUUGACAACUUCAGCAUCGUCAACUGCCUGUAUGCUGUGGCUGCACUAGGCCUUCCCAGCGACUCGCAGGUGGUGCAGGUGCUGGAGGCGGAGUCACAGUCGCGGCUGGACCAGUUCAACCAGAAGGAUGUGUCCAUGGUGUUCAGCUCCAGCAUGAAGCUGCACCCCAGCAGCCAGCACCCGCUCACCGAGGCCUGCCUGGCAGGCUUGGAGAAGAACCUGGAGCGGGAGCGCCACCCGCAGACCCUCUUUCUGCUACUCUCCUACUACCGGCUCAAGUUGCACUCGCUGGAACCCACCGACACAGCGACGGCUGGGAACGUCGCCAACGUACACCCCAACCCAGAGCAGCUUCUGGCCAACAGGAAGAUCCUGCGACUGGUCAAGCACACACUGGCUAGCGUAAGUGGUGUGCGCGACCAGGAGAUGGCGCUGCUGGAUGAGAUGCUGGCUGUGUGUGCACGCGAAGCUAGCAACAAGAGCCUAGAGCUCAUCUUCAGCUCGCACCUCUUCUACCAGAACAGGCAAGAGAGGUUUGUGUGCAGCCUGGCUGAGGAACUGCCUAAAAAAGUGGACAGCAUAACCCCAUUCACCAUGGCCCUCAUUGCCAAAUACAUUGCCCGCCACCGGCUCAGAGAGACUCGACUUCUUGACACCAUCGCUGAUUUUCUGGUCAAGAAGGGCGAAUACCUGGACAGCAAGGUGAUCCAGAAGCUGGUGUUCCCCUUCAGCCGAAUGAACUACCUGCCGUCCAACGAGGUCCAGUUCUUCUCCAAGCUGGAGGUGGUGCUGGAGCUCAAGGCCCUGAGCUCCCCGCUGGCCACCGUCAAUAUCCUUAUGUCCCUAUUCCAGCUAGGCCACUUUCCCAGCCUGGUGCUGCACAGGGUCUUCUCCACCACCUUUAUCAGCAACGUCACCACGGUUGAGCUGGAGUACCGGGACUACACCGGUCCACGGCUCCAGGACACGCACAAGGUGCUCAUGUUUGACCGUGCGCUGACCGCUGACGAGGUCAACCGCAAAUACAGCUACAAGGGUCUUGUUGCUGAAGCCCUCAGACAAUUGGUUGGAGAACAUGGUUACAAGCAAGAUGAAGUCCUAGCCCCUGGGUAUUACACAGACUUCCUGCUGUGGAUUGAUGGCUUUGGCCGAGUUCUCCCUAUCCGGACGGGGUCAGGGACCUCCCUAGGUGUGGCCCCCAAAGCCCCAGAGGGAUCCGCAGCCGUGACAGCCCUCAAUUCAGACUUUCAAAAGUUCUCCCCCUUCGCCCCACUAGUGGUAGGGGGGGACCAGCGACCCGUCGAGGGGGACGAUGCAGUGAACUUUCUGCCCCACCACAUGCAGCGAGGGGCAAACCCUGCCUCGGCCCAGAGGGCGGGUCCUAAUGGCGGGGGCCCUCUGGACUACAACCCUUACUACACGCCGGCCGAUUACUACUCCAGCCUGGCCAAGGAGCACUCUUUGGAGAGCCAGGACAGCUCCACGCUCAGCAGUCCUCCCUCAGACAGCCUGGCACAGCCAGAGGCCUCCGGGGCAGGGGCAUCUGCCACAUCUGCCCCAGAUUCCCUCUUCCAAUUCUCCAUUGGAAAAAUCCUAGAGGAGGAGGGAGGGGCGGAGGUGGGGCCGGGGAGUCAGGGGCUCAACUGCGAGCUUCCUGCAUUCUAUGAGGGGGUGGCGCACCCUGAAGGGGCGGACGGGGACGUGAAGCCCACCUUGCCACUUCAACUUCACCCGGCCAAUCGAGCCAACGCAAAGAGGGUGGCGGUGGACCAGCGGCAGCUGAAGAGAGUGAUCAUGUCGGUGAAUGACAAGUGGCACUACUGUCACAACUCUGAGGUGCUAGUGGGCUCCCGGGCCAUGAGAGACCGUCACCUGCUACUCCUGGGAUAUGUCAUCCUGCAGCUGCCCUAUCAUGAGCUGGAGAAGCUGAAUGGUAUAGAGGAGGUGAAGCAGUACCUCCACAAAAAGCUCCUGGAGGUCCCCUUAUGACAACAAAAGACUUGAGUUUGUGUUUGUGUGCGCGAGUGUAUGCCAUUUUGGCUGCUUGGAAUAGGGCGGUUGUUGGUGGGAUUGGGAAAGGGGGCGUGGUUUGGGGUGGAAGAAAAACCCUGGUCAAAGUCUAAAACGGAAGAGUUUCUGGCAACUUGCUCUUGCAUUCAUCAAAAUGGUGCCAGCCUAUUUGCAACCAGUCACGUCCCCAGUUGAUGACAUGUCUAGUAUCAUGUUGUCAAUGCAAUCUUGUCAUUGUCACUUCACAACGGUUCAAAACUAAUUUUAUUGGUCGCGUACACAUAUUUUGCUAAUGUUAUCGCGAGUGUAGCAAAAUGCUUCCUAGCUUCAACAGUGCAGUAAUGCCUAUCAAUACAAAAACAAUACACGCAAAUCCAAAAAAAAGGAAUUAAGAAAUAAAGAAAUAUUAGAAUGCGCAAUGUCAGAGUCCGGAAUAAAAAAUACACUA
Coregonus clupeaformis (lake whitefish) is the source of this 2839-nucleotide messenger RNA. RefSeq names its product fas-activated serine/threonine kinase-like. Lineage: Eukaryota; Metazoa; Chordata; Actinopteri; Salmoniformes; Salmonidae. Gene Ontology annotation, cellular component: ribonucleoprotein granule; mitochondrial matrix. The coding region runs from base 85 to 2370 and encodes 761 amino acids. Gene Ontology annotation, molecular function: RNA binding. Gene Ontology annotation, biological process: regulation of mitochondrial mRNA stability; mitochondrial RNA processing. The record is from RefSeq and is a predicted model, not a curated record. The transcript is spliced from 10 exons.